ACUUCCUCAUUUCAUAACCAUCCCAAAUUCUCUCUCCUCUCAAUUCCUCAAUCUCUGUCAUCUUCUUCAUAUUCAAGCUUUUCAAAGAUCAACAAUGUCAGGCCGAGGAAAGGGAGGCAAAGGGCUAGGAAAGGGCGGCGCAAAGCGUCACAGGAAGGUUCUUCGUGAUAACAUCCAAGGUAUCACUAAGCCAGCCAUUCGUCGAUUGGCUCGAAGAGGUGGUGUGAAGCGUAUUAGUGGUCUUAUCUAUGAAGAAACUCGUGGUGUUCUUAAGAUCUUUCUAGAGAAUGUGAUUCGUGAUGCUGUUACUUACACUGAGCAUGCCAGGAGGAAGACUGUUACUGCUAUGGAUGUUGUCUAUGCUCUUAAGAGGCAGGGUCGUACUCUCUACGGUUUCGGAGGUUAGGGUUAGGGUUUGGGUUUGUUUGAAUUGGGGAUUUAGCUUGAGAAUUAGAUUGAUGAUAAUUAGGAUUUGAUGUCGAUGUAAAUGUUUUGAUGGUAUUGUCUCUAUUUCUGGGAUAAUGAAUGAAAUCAUGGUUUUAAUUAUUUUGCAGAUUUUUCUCUA
Molecule: messenger RNA, 565 nt
Organism: Chenopodium quinoa (quinoa)
Lineage: Eukaryota; Viridiplantae; Streptophyta; Magnoliopsida; Caryophyllales; Amaranthaceae
Product: histone H4
Exons: 1
Coding region: 95-406 (103 amino acids)
Biological process (GO): nucleosome assembly
Cellular component (GO): nucleosome
Molecular function (GO): protein heterodimerization activity; structural constituent of chromatin; DNA binding
Source: RefSeq, a predicted model, not a curated record